UUGUAUGAAUUUGUAUGCUUCUUUCCGUUUAGUUUCACUUAUUAUAAAUAAAAAAAAAAACUAGUUUCCAAGUUUUACAAACAAACAAAAUUGCUUCCAAAAGGCAAAAGCAACCGCCUCGUUAACCGUCAAAAUCUAUCCAUCAAAGUUAAAGACUCAAAACUGAAAAAAGGUUAGGUUCGUUAUCUUUGAAACGAAAUCAACGAGUUUGGUUUGAUUUUGAAGUAUUUCGAUGGCGACGAGCAUGCUAGGGUUGUCUUCUUUCCCUUGCUACACAGCACCAACCCGUUCUCUUCCAAAUCUUCGUAUCUUAUCUAUUCGACAGGAAUUUCCCCUUGCAAGCAAAAUCGUUGUUAAAAAUUUACCUUAUUUUACUGGUGAGAAUACUUUGCACAAGGAAUUUUCUAAUUUUGGCAAGAUAGCUGAAGUUAAAAUGGUUAAAGAUGCGGUCAGAGAAAGAUCGAAGGGACUUGCUUUUAUUCAAUACACAAAUCAAGACGAAGCGUUGCUUGCACUAGAAAACAUGGAUCAAAAGAAUUUUUACGGCCGGACAAUCUCUGUGAACCUUGCAAAACUUAAUCCUUAUGAUAUGUGUGAACCCCCACCAAGGGCCUCAGGGCCACCAAAGGAGUGUAAUUUAACGGAACCAAGGGACUCGGAGCCACCAAAGAAGUGUAAUUUACCGGAACCAAGGAAGUGGAAUUUACCUGAAGAGCAUGUAGAAGUUGCAGAUUGCUGGUACUGAUCAAAUUUCAAAUUUAUAAAGCUGUAGAAGAGACAAUGAUGGAACAAGUAUAUCAAGUUAUUGAAGGAUUACUAUAGGCUUGAUGAAACAUCAAGUUUUAGCGUGUGUUUAUAACCACGGUGACAGUUUCAUCGAUGUAGGUUGUGUUUGAUUAGUAGUCGAUGGCCUGUAAUGCGGAAGCAAACAUACUCUUAAAUAUGUUGGGGCAACACCGUUGUUCAUACCGAUCUUUCACGUGUUUUUGUCUGUCAGUUUGGAAAUGAAUCGCCCCACCUAUUGUAAUUAGAAAAGAUUUAAUCAAGAACAAGUUAGAAAUGCC
This is a messenger RNA of Vicia villosa (hairy vetch), 1064 nucleotides long. RefSeq lists its product as uncharacterized. The transcript has 4 exons. Bases 233 to 745 code for a protein of 170 amino acids. The record is from RefSeq and is a predicted model, not a curated record. Lineage: Eukaryota; Viridiplantae; Streptophyta; Magnoliopsida; Fabales; Fabaceae. Gene Ontology annotation, molecular function: RNA binding.